AUGUUCGCGUCCAUGAGAACUUACUACGGAUCAAGAACCAAGGUAAAUAAAUUAUACUGCGUAUUAUUUUUGUUAUAUUGAUUCAAAAAUUGAAAAAAAUUUUUGAUUCAAGUUCAUUCCAAAAAUAAAGAGACGUUCCAAUUUUUUUUGCAGAAUCGUUUGAAAAAGCUAGUAAAAAUAAAAAAAGUAUCAAGACUAAGCAACCCAGAAUACAACGAGCAAAAUCAUUCCUUCGAGACUUAAGCAAUAUUUUACACAAAAACCAGCGAAAAAUUAUCAUCGGAUUUUUUUAGGGGUAGAUAAAUUUGAGCCAAAAAACCCCUUCAAUUUUUUUUAAAUAAUUUUUUUGAUAACGUACAAAUGAAAUUUAUUUUCAGGAUUUAAAGCCCAUCGAAUGUCGUUUGGAGUCCAUCAAAUGCCUUCCUAUUGAAAGUUUUAAUAUUUUGAAAUACGUGCCCAUGAUCUUGGAAGGUCGAUCACCCUUUCCGCAUGUGCAUCGUCUCCGUCAGAUGAUUGCUCCUAUCAACAUUCACGAAUACUCUAAACAGGUAAAAAUUAUAGUUAUUUUUCCCAUUGUUAAGGGUAACCCCUCAACUUAAAAAAAAAGGAUUUUUAACUUUGGCUGGGAAAUUUUUUAAGAUCGAGAUUUGCUGCUCUGUAAAUAUUACAAAAUGGAGCAUUUACGGUGAGUAGGUAAUAAUUAGAUGAGAGCAGGCAACAAAAUAUUUCAAGUCCCACUAAAUUAAGAUCGCAGAAAAAAGGUUGCUUUCAUCAAGAAUCUUUUGAAAGCUAAAAAAAUUCUUGUUCAUUCAUUGAUAGCUAACCAACUUCACAAAAAUUCAUAAGACAACUAAAUCGCGAUAGUUAUGAAUUAAAAUGAACUAGAAAUAUAUUAUCGCAAAAUUUCAUAAAAACUGCAGUCAAUAACUUGAAAACUUUUUAGCACUAAAUAUUACAUAGAGACCUUUUAUCGAGAAUAUCCGGAGGAAUUGUAAUAUCUCUUCAAGUUUUGAACUGCAACCAUUAUCUGAGAAAAGCGAUUACUCAACAAAGAUUAUUUUUUCAGCUUCAAUCGUUGGAGGAAAUGCGUGCCCACGAAGAAUUCGUCGUUAGGUACACCGAAGGAACACGAAGAAAAGCGAUAGCCAAGAAAUCCUGGAAUUCUUUCGAUACCGACGAGCAUUUUGGUCAUCAUCCAGCCACAAGCCGUCCGCCGUGGCAAACUGAAGAGGAUUUCCAAAAAACCGUCCAUUGGCAGUUGGAAGCUGAGAUGAAGACGCAUUUCUUUUGCGACGGCGAAGAUGAGGUCAAAGCAGGCGACUCGGCCUCCGAACACUACCCUAAACCUUCUUAA
Messenger RNA from Caenorhabditis auriculariae, 1354 nucleotides. The record is from the annotation of a GenBank genome assembly. Lineage: Eukaryota; Metazoa; Nematoda; Chromadorea; Rhabditida; Rhabditidae.